AUGCCCUCCGACACAGCGAGCUAUCUCGCGGCACACUACCUCACUGCAGACCCGAAACCGAGCAAGAAACGCAAGCGCAGCGGCAAGAACAGCGCUCAGCAAGACACCGGCCUAAUCAUUGCCGACGACGACGCGACGGGCUGGGGAAACACCGGCGGCCAUGACGACGACGACGUGGAUAUGCUGGGAGGCGGCGCAGGGGCGACAGUCGCGGGGACCAGCGCCGAGUUCCGCAAGGCCAAGAAGAGUGGGUGGAAGUCCCUCGGCGGAGGAGGCGGCGUGUCGACGACAUCCUCGACAACAACAACAGCAGCACAAGACUCGACGACGACUACAAACGCGGAAGCAGACGCAAUAGUAGCCUCAGCCGCGAGAGAAGCCACAUCUAGGAGCGGUAAUGCCGAAGGCGGCGACGAAGACGACAGCCCAGCGGUCAUGAUGUCCGACGGGACCUAUGCGGGCCUGCAGUCCGCCGCCUCCGUGUCGGCCCAGCUCGAGAAGCGCAAGGCCAAGGAGCGCGCCGAGUUUGACAAGCUGCGCAAGUCGCACAAGGAGGCCGAGACGGUGUACCGCGACGCGACGGGUCGGCGGGUCGAUGUCGAGUGGAAGCGCGCCGAGGCGCGGCGCGAGGCGGCCGCCGCCAAGGACAAGGAGGCCGCCGCGCAGCAGGCGCUCAGGGGAGAGGUCCAGGAGGAAGAGAGGCGGCUGAGGCGGGAGAAGCUCGAUGACGCCAAGCUCAUGGGCGUCGCGCGGCACGCCGACGACGAGGAGAUGAAUCGCGAGCUCAAAGAGAAGACGCGCUGGGGAGACACCAUGGCGCAGUUUAUUGAGCCCAAGGCGGCCGGGACUGGGCCGGCUGCCGGCGGCAAGAGUGGCGGUGGUGGGAAAAGGAUCAAAGGGCGGCCAGUCUACCAGGGCGCAUGGGCGCCCAACCGAUACGGCAUCAGGCCGGGCUACCGCUGGGACGGGGUAGACAGGAGCAACGGCUUCGAGGCGGAGCGGUUCAAGGCGAUAAACAGGCGCGAGCGGAAUAAGGGGCUCGAAUACUCGUGGCAGAUGGAUGAGUAA
Molecule: messenger RNA, 1068 nt
Organism: Microdochium trichocladiopsis
Lineage: Eukaryota; Fungi; Ascomycota; Sordariomycetes; Xylariales; Microdochiaceae
Product: Pre-mRNA-splicing factor of RES complex-domain-containing protein
Exons: 1
Coding region: 1-1068 (355 amino acids)
Biological process (GO): mRNA splicing, via spliceosome
Cellular component (GO): U2-type spliceosomal complex; RES complex
Molecular function (GO): RNA binding
Source: RefSeq, a predicted model, not a curated record